This is a messenger RNA of Opisthocomus hoazin, 417 nucleotides long. RefSeq names its product H2B.K variant histone 1 (gene H2BK1). NCBI's taxonomy places the organism in Eukaryota, Metazoa, Chordata, Aves, Opisthocomiformes, Opisthocomidae. Gene Ontology annotation, cellular component: nucleosome. The record is from RefSeq and is a predicted model, not a curated record. Gene Ontology annotation, molecular function: structural constituent of chromatin; protein heterodimerization activity; DNA binding.
AUGAGUGCAGAAGCUGGAAAGAAGCGUGGUCAUGCUCCCACCUCUGGGGACAGGAAGUCUAAGAAGAAGCUGAAGAGGAAGGAAACCUAUUCAGUCUAUAUCUACAAAGUACUGAAGCAGGUGCACCCAGACACCGGCAUCUCCUCUAAGGCCAUGAGCAUCAUGAACUCCUUUGUCAACGACAUCUUCGAGCGGCUGGCCUCAGAGGCCUCACGCCUGGCCCAGUACAAACACCGCUCCACCAUCACCAGCCGUGGGGUGCAGACGGCCGGGAGGCUCCCGCUGACUGGGAAGUUCAUAUUCCCAUUUGCUUUCUACGUGACCCUUGUGCGGCUGGCGCGGGCGGCAGAGCGGCUGUGUCAGGACAGCCUACAAGCCAGGUUCAUGGAGGAGGCUCAGAUGGAUGUGGAGUGUUGA